Messenger RNA from Phyllostomus discolor (pale spear-nosed bat), 1955 nucleotides. RefSeq names its product solute carrier family 46 member 1 (gene SLC46A1). Gene Ontology annotation, molecular function: transmembrane transporter activity. Bases 41 to 1408 code for a protein of 455 amino acids. NCBI's taxonomy places the organism in Eukaryota, Metazoa, Chordata, Mammalia, Chiroptera, Phyllostomidae. The record is from RefSeq and is a predicted model, not a curated record. The transcript has 5 exons. Gene Ontology annotation, cellular component: plasma membrane. Gene Ontology annotation, biological process: transmembrane transport.
GAAAGCCCCGUCGUCCCCGCUCGCAGCUGCCCUGUGGUGCAUGCGCAUGGAGCGGCGCGCGAGCUUCCCGGGAGAAACCCGCGUCCUCCCCGCGCCUAGAGUGCUGUUCCGCGGCCCGGUGGAGCCGCUCAUCUUCCUUGCCAACUUCGCCUUGGUCCUGCAGGGCCCGCUCACCACGCAGUACCUCUGGUACCGCUUCAGUGCCGACCUCGGCUACAAUGGCACCCACGACAGAGGUGGCUGCAGCAACCACAGCCUGAACCCCAUCGUGCAGGAAGUGGAGACCCUUACCUCCCACUGGACGCUCUACAUGAAUGUGGGCGGCUUCCUGGUGGGGCUCUUCUCGUCCACCCUGCUGGGUUCGUGGAGCGACUGUGUGGGCCGUCGCCCGCUGCUGGUGCUGGCCUCGCUGGGCUUGUUGGUCCAGGCCCUGGUGUCCAUCUUUGUGGUGCAGCUGCAGCUACACGUUGGCUUCUUCGUGCUGGGCCGCAUCCUUUGUGCCCUCCUUGGUGACUUCAGUGGCCUCCUGGCUGCUGGCUUUGCCUCUGUGGCAGAUGUCAGCUCCCACCACAGCCGAACCAUCCGAAUGGCCCUGCUGGAAGCGUGCAUCGGGGUGGCGGGGAUGCUGGCAAGCCUCCUUGGGGGCUACUGGCUCCACGCCCAGGGUUAUGCCAACCCCUUCUGGCUGGCCUUGGCCUUGCUGAUAUUCAUGGCUUUCUACGCCGCUUUCUGCUUUGGUGAGACACUGAAGGAGCCAACACCUGCCCGGCUCUUCACGCUCCGUCACCAUCGAUCCAUUGUCCAGCUCUACAUGGCUCCGGCCCCGGAGAAGUCCAGGAAGCAUUUAGCCCUGUACUCACUGGUCAUCUUCGUAGUGAUCACUGUGCACUUUGGGGCCCAGGACAUCCUGACCAUCUACGAGCUGAGCAGACCCCUCUGCUGGGACUCCAAGCUGAUAGGCUACGGUUCUGCAGCUAGGCACCUCCCAUAUUUCACCAGCCUGCUGGGCCUGCGGCUUCUGCAAACCUGCCUGGACGACACCUGGGUGGCUGAGAUUGGCUUGGCCUUUAACAUCCUGGGGAUGGUGUUCUUUGCAUUUGCUACCAACACCCCUCUUAUGUUCACAGGGUACGGGCUCCUCUUCCUGUCCUUACUCAUCACACCCAUUGUCCGGGCCAAGCUCUCCAAGCUGGUGAGCAGGUCAGAGCAGGGUGCUCUCUUUUCUGCUGUGGCCUGCAUGAACAACUUGGCCAUGCUGAUGGCCUCCAGCAUCUUCAACUCGCUCUACCCAGCCACCCUGAACUUCAUGAAGGGGUUCCCCUUCCUCCUGGGAGCUGGCCUCCUCUUCAUCCCUGCCAUCCUGAUCUGGAUGCUGGGAAAGGCUGAUCCUCGCUCUGAAUACCAGUAGUUUCCCCAGAGCCCCUGAUAGGCCUGGACCCGAGGACGGAGGGCAAGAGGAGCGAAGUGAACGCUGACCAACUGGAAGUGUGCACCGGGCCCACCCACAGCGGCUCCCCUCAAAGGCAGUGUCACCUUGGAUAAGGUGGUCCAGCUAGACCAGGGCCCCUACCUCACGCAUAGCUGUGCCAGCCUGUGACUCAAGGAUUGUGACCCAGACAGUCUGACUCCAGGGCAGGCAGUGGGGGAGCCCUUUGGAAUGGGGCUCUGUCCAGCCUUUAUGCCAUCAAUCACAUAAAGCCCUCCGGGGGGAGGAGACGCCCUGACGGAGGUGAUGCCUCAGGGGCCAGCUGAAGCUCGAGGGCUGGCAUCUCUGCUUCCGCCCAGAACCCACAGCUCACGGUGCACAGUCCACGGUGGGCAGCCACCAGCGCUCCUUAACAACACGUGCCUUGCGGGGAGGAAGGCUUGUGGGAAUGGAGGGGGAGGGCUACUGGCUCGGUGGAACCAACCCCCUGGGCCUUGCAGCACCAACCAUAAUAAAGCAGUAUAAGGAA